AUGGCAAGUGAUAUAUGCAUUGGCAUUGAUUUAGGGACAACCUAUAGUUGUGUAGGUGUCUGGCAAAAUGACAGAGUUGAAAUAAUCGCAAACGACCAAGGCAACCGUACCACACCUUCCUACGUCGCCUUCACAGAUACAGACCGUCUUAUAGGUGACUCAGCUAAAAACCAAGUCGCAAGAAACCCAGAAAAUACCGUCUUUGAUGCCAAAAGACUAAUAGGCCGGAAAUAUAAUGACCCUAUAGUGCAGUCAGACAUGAAGCUAUGGCCAUUUAAAGUCAUCAGAGGUCCUGACGACAAGCCCCAAGUGGUUGUAAGAUUCAGAGGAGAAGAAAAAAGGUUUUACGCAGAAGAAAUCUCAGCCAUGGUGCUUACCAAAAUGAAAGAAAUCGCUGAAGCUUAUUUAGGAAAAUCAUUGAAAAGUGCUGUUAUUACAGUUCCCGCUUAUUUUAACGACUCUCAAAGACAGGCGACUAAGGACGCAGGGAUUAUUGCAGGGAUUGACGUGAAAAGAAUUAUUAAUGAGCCUACAGCUGCUGCUAUUGCGUAUGGGCUAGAUAAAAAAGGCCAAGGAGAAAAGAAUAUUUUGAUUUUUGACUUGGGAGGAGGCACUUUUGAUGUGUCAUUAUUGACAAUAGAAGAAAGGAUUUUUGAGGUAAAAGCUACAGCUGGAAAUACUCACUUAGGAGGCGAAGAUUUCGACAAUAGGCUUGUAGACUGGUGUGUAGAUGACUUUAAAAAGAAAAAAGGCGUCGACUUAAGAGGCAAUAAUAGAGCUUUAAGAAGACUCAGGACUGCUUGUGAAAGAGCAAAAAGGACUUUAUCGUCAGCAACUCAAGCUAGUAUUGAAAUUGAUGCACUGUCUGAAGGAAUUGAUUACAAUACUAUUAUUACCCGAGCCAAAUUUGAAGAAUUAAAUAUGGAUUAUUUCAGAGGAUGCCUCGAUCCUGUAGAAAGAGUCCUUAAUGAUGCAAAUUUAUCGAAAAAUCAGAUAAAUGAAGUAGUUUUAGUCGGAGGCUCUACAAGAAUUCCGAAGGUGCAGCAGCUGAUACAAGAUUAUUUUGGAGGAAAAGAGCCUUGCAAAUCUAUUAAUCCAGAUGAAGCUGUAGCUUAUGGGGCUGCUGUCCAAGGAGCAAUUUUAACAGGUGAAGGCUCAAGUCAGAUUCGUGAUGUUUUAUUACUUGAUGUAACUCCGCUUUCACUUGGGAUUGAAACGGCAGGUGGUGUUAUGACUGUCUUGAUACCUAGGAAUUCUACAAUUCCUACCAAAAAGACACAAGUUUUCACUACUUACUCUGAUAACCAGCCUGGGGUUUGUAUACAAGUUUAUGAAGGAGAAAGGUCAAUGACUCAUGACAACCAUUUGUUAGGAAAAUUUAAUCUUGAAGGCAUCCCUCCGUCUCCCAGAGGAGUCCCACAAAUAGAAGUGUCCUUUGAUAUUGAUGCUAACGGCAUUUUAAAUGUCCAUGCUAUAGAUAAAGGUACAGGAAAAUCUGAAAGAAUUACCAUUACUAAUGAUAAAGGAAGAUUAUCUAAUCUUAUCUUAUAGAAUUUAUAGCGUUUAACCUCCACUACGGGGUGGCAACCCAGGUACUAUCACUCGCCUUCGUCACAUCGGGCCCACAGGUCACUGGGGAUGGCCUGCUUUGAUCACCAGGGUGCUUCUUAGGAAAGUGUUCCGACUUCGACGGCUCAUGGAUGAGCUGCUUGCUUGUUACAUGGGUUGCUUUUCCGAAAACCCAAAAAAUGGAUUUUCUGGUCAGCUGUCGGCAAAAAGGAAAAGCACGUAGCCUGGGACGUAACGCCCAGUUUCACGCUAGGGAGUUGCCCGAUGGUCCAAAGGACUCUGCUGAGCUUCCCCUUUCCCAACUCCCGUGCCCUCCUUCCCCACGAGGAAAAAUCCACCCUUGAGAUUAGACUAGGACUAGGCUCUGAACACAUUCAGAAUUGCUUACCUAGUAUUGCCGUCCAUCUCUAGAAUGGUAAAACCUUGCGGAUAUAAUUAAAAUAUGAGUCGAGGCUGCAUGGCCGGGAGGCCAUGCCCAGACGAAGACGCCAUAUUUUAAUUAUAAAGGAAGAUUAUCAAAAGACGAAAUUGAUAGAAUGGUAAACGAGUCUGAAAGAUAUAAGUCCCAAGAUGAAGAGCAAAGGAAAAGAGUUGAAGCCAGAAAUAGCCUUGAAGGAUUUGCAUAUAAUUUGAGGAAUAGUACAACUGAUAAUAGUGUCAAGGCAAAAAUUCCACAGUCUGAAUUGUCAAGCUUAGAAUGGAAAAUCAGAGAAAUUUUGAAGUGGGUAGAAGAAAAUCCGGGUGCAAGGGUGGAUCAGUAUGAAGAAAAACAAAAAGAAUUGGAAAGGGUGAGUAAUCCUAUUAUGGCAAAAAUUUACCAACAAGGCGGAACUACUGGUGAAAGUCCUGGUGAAAGUCCUGGUGGAAUGCCUAGUGGAGUGCCUGGAGGUAUGCCAGGAGGUUUCCCUGGAGGGCAAACAGCUGGCGGAGGGCCAAAUGUUGAAGAAGUCGACUAA
Molecule: messenger RNA, 2525 nt
Organism: Blepharisma stoltei
Lineage: Eukaryota; Ciliophora; Heterotrichea; Heterotrichida; Blepharismidae
Source: the annotation of a GenBank genome assembly